Messenger RNA from Triticum turgidum subsp. durum (durum wheat), 351 nucleotides. NCBI's taxonomy places the organism in Eukaryota, Viridiplantae, Streptophyta, Magnoliopsida, Poales, Poaceae. The record is from the annotation of a GenBank genome assembly.
AUGGCCGCCUCCAAGGUCCUCCUCGUCUGCCUCGGCCUCCUCGCGCCGUUCCCGCGCUUGGCGCUGCUCCGCCGGCUCGUCGCCGCGGCGUUCGUCGCGCUCGUGCUCGCCGACCUCGCCGCGGCCGGCGCGGUCGCCAACCUCAUGGCCGCGCUGGCGGUGGGCGUCCCGGUCAUCGUGCUCCACGCCUCGUUCCGCGUCCGCGACGACCUCGAGGGGCCUUCCACGGAGAACGGCGAGGAGGAGGAGGCGGACGAGGAGGCGGCGGUCGUGGAGAAGAGGGAGGACGGCGAUACGGAGGCAGGCCCCACGCGGCGGUCCACGGCGGUCGCGCCACGAUCGCCAAAGUGA